This is a messenger RNA of Vidua chalybeata, 2296 nucleotides long. It is a transcript of the gene ATXN10, whose product is annotated as ataxin 10. The coding region runs from base 391 to 1761 and encodes 456 amino acids. Gene Ontology annotation, cellular component: cytosol. NCBI's taxonomy places the organism in Eukaryota, Metazoa, Chordata, Aves, Passeriformes, Viduidae. Gene Ontology annotation, biological process: neuron projection development. The record is from RefSeq and is a predicted model, not a curated record. The transcript is spliced from 11 exons.
AUUGUAAAUUUGUGGAUGUGUUCGCAUCGUUCCUGACUAAUUUUGUGAUGUUUUGGAGCCCUGGUCUUUUGAACACAGUUUCAUUACUGUUUCUAACUCCGUGUUUAGUAGAGUGGUAUCUUGUAGAGUUUCAGUUUUUAACAAUUAAACAGGUCUUACAAGGAGUGACAGUAAUCUUCCUUUUGGCAUGGGUGCAGGAAUCCUGACUCUUUGUUUUGACUUAACAAGAAAUUGUGCAUGUCUUCCUUGUCCGAGAGCUGGGCUGCUGUACCCUUUGCCUCUGCUUCCUUUUGUAUUCCUGCAGAACUUGAUGUGGAAAUGAAAUACAUGUAGCAAUAGCAAAUUGUGGAGCUGCUGUGUUAGGCAACCAGACAUAGGAAACAGAAGUUUAUGGAAUGUCCACAAAGCUGUUCUGGAUGGAUUUCAAGGGCUGUUUACAAUGCAAGAGAAACAGCAGAAGAAAGUGUAUUUCAGGAUGUCCUGGAAAUCCUGACAAGCACCUCAAGUGCCAUUGAGCAGACCUGUAAGGACUCCUGUGGACUGACAGAUCUAGACACCUGCCUGCUGCUCAUAGCAGAGUGCUUCAGAUGUCUGAGGAAUGCCUGUGUUGAGUGUGCCAAGAAUCAACAUGUCUUGAGGAACUUGGGUCUCAUCUCUACAUCUGUCCAUUUGAUAAAGUUGCUUCAUGGAAUACAAAUCAAAGAAGAAUUGUUACUGACUGCUCUUCGUUGUAGUCUUCAGUUUCUUGGAAACAUUGCAGCAGGAAAUGGAGAUUCCCAGAAUAGCAUUUGGAAGUGUGCUUUCCCAGAUCUCUUCUUGACAUGUCUGACAUACAGCGAUGAGAAAAUUGUCACCUAUUGCUGCAUGGUUCUGUUCACCUGCCUGAAUUCAGAGCGAGUGAGAGAACUGCUGGAUCCUGGAAACUUGACUGUGGCUCUUCAUGUCCUGAGAGUCUACAAAGAACAGUUGGAUUCUGAGUGGUCGUUCCUGAUUGUUACAGAACAUUUGCUGAAAUGUCCAGAGCUGGUAAAAGCCCUCUAUGCCAAACUGAGCAAUCAAGAAAGAGUUACUUUGUUAGAGCUGAUGAUGGUGAAAGUAAGUGACAAGAACUCAGUUAGCAGUGAAGAAAUGAAUGUGUUUGUGAGACAUGCUGACUUCCUCGCAGACUGUUUCCAAGAGAAAUGUGGAGCUGUGCUCAAGUUCACUGCUGCAGCAGAUGUGGAAGAUGAGGAAGCACUGGUGACAAUUCGUCUUCUCGAUGUGCUUUGUGAAAUGACCUCAAACAACGGCCAGCUGGAACAUCUGCAGGCAUUCCCUGGUUUGCUUGAAACAGCUGUAGAUACCCUGAGAUUAACUCACCUUGCUGGGAAACAGGCUGUAAAUAUUUUCACUGCCACACAUGCUGUGACAGGGCAGGAGGAAAUUUCACAUCCAGCUGUUGGUUUCAAAUCUCAUCUCAUUCGUUUGAUUGGAAAUUUGUGUUACAAGAAUAAGGAAAACCAAGACAAGGUGUAUGACUUGGAUGGCAUUUCCUUGAUUCUGGACAAUUGCAGCAUUGAUGACAACAAUCCUUUUGUGAGCCAGUGGGCAGUUUAUGCGAUCCGGAAUCUCACUGAGCAGAACGAGCAGAACCAGGCACUGAUUGCACAAAUGGAGCACAAGGGGCUGGCAGACAGCUCUGCCCUCGAGAGGAUAGGCUUGGAGAUACAGCAAAGAGAUGACAAGUUAAUUCUGCGGUCAACCAGGAAAAAGCCCUCCUGAGCAAAAACAUUAGCAAUAGUCAAAUCACUAAAAGGGGAUUUCUCUUACAAAACAUUUUCCCUUGCUCAGCAACUAUUUUUUUCAAUUUUAGUCCCAGUCUGUUGAAAAUGUUAUAUUUGUUCUCAGAAAAGCUGCCAGAUGAUGCUUCUGCCUUCUUUUGCUGUAAACAAAAGGUUACCUGUGUGCUUUCUGUGUGCCUGGGUAAAUCAGCUUGUGAAAAAAGGUCCUUCUUGUCAGUUAGUUGGAGUUUCGUUACUUCCUUUUUCAUUAGUAGAAGAAUGUCAUACAUGCAGUAUCGACUUGUCAUAAUUUUCUUUGCUGAACCUGAAGAUAACUAUCAUUAAAAAACUCUUCAAAGAAAGAGCUCUUUUUCAGGCUGCCUUCUCCAUGUAAAAGAUCUGUGCUGAGUCAGGGCUAAACAAGCAAUUUUCAGUCAUGGGACCUAAAUAUCUCUAUUUAUAUAAGCAUCAAGAGAACAUUGAAUGUACUUAAAUAUUUAGUGAAUUAAACACAACAUGGCUUUUGUCUAUUUGAA